AUGGAAGAGCUAGGGUUGCCAGAGCAGUUGUAUCAGACAGGGUACGAGCCAACUGGGCGUAAACGGAUUAAUAAUUACUUCAAUUUGAGGUGGAUUGAGGUUAUCAAAGAAUCACUAACCGUUGCGCAGCAGGAGAUGUUAGCAGAAUCCCAAUUCCGGCAAAUAAUGCAGAUGGGGUCCCAUACAUUUUCAGUUAUGUUUGCCCACCAGUUGUUGGCGCGCCAGUUGGUUACCCGGAAGAAGUACGAACUAUGGUGGCGUUUUGCGGGGAAACCAAUAAGGUAUGGUAUUGGAGACUUUGCUUUAGUAACGGGUCUUAACUGCGGGAUCCCUCCAUCAACUGGUGAUGGUUGUCAGGCUGCAGUAAGAGGGAAAAAAAAGGGAAAAUCAAAGGGCAAGCAAGUCGUUCCCGAGGGAGGGGUGUGGAUGUCGUUGUUUGGGAAGGAGGAUAAGAUUACUCCGGAGUGGAUUGUCCAGCGGUUGGCACAGAAAGACAAAUGCAAAGAUGAAGAAACGAAACUACGUUUGUCACUUCUGUUGCUAGUGGAAGGGAUUUUGUGUCCAACCAGUGGGUGUACGCAGAUAAGACCUGAAGUUGUGGAGAUGCUUGCGGAUUUACAGAAGUUCCUCGACUAUCCAUGGGGCCGGGAGUCGUUUGUUUUAACGGUCUCAAGUGCGAAGCCAAGAUCGGCUUCACAAUAUGCGCAAGACACAGUGGCAAUUCAAGGAUUUGCACAUGCUAUUGUCCUUGUUACCAUAUGUUGUUGUCCCCAGAUUAUAGUUGAUUCAAGGGUAGCUGAAGAUUUGUUGGACGACUCCCUACCAGUCGAGGACAUAGUUGAUGGUGUGUGUGCGCGGAGUGUCAGGAUAAAUGUUGUGACGGUCCAAACUAUGGAGACUAUUGGCAUGGCUAAUGUGAGGUCACUCCUAUGCGAAGGUUCUGACAUUCCCCCAUUUCCUGAUGAAGUCGACGAUUUCGAAGUGGGGAACCUUCUUGCAUUGAUUCGGGAGGACUUCCCUUUCGAGCUUAAUACAUGGCGGGGUGGUGUAAAGGCUACAGAUGCGCGUCAGAGUAGAGGAGUUGGUGGCCCAUCAGGCAUCGAGGGCGAGGAUGGAGUUGCGGAUGAACGGAACGAUCCAACCCAAAACUUAAACAACCCCCAGAGAGACGGUCGUGAUGUCGAUCGUAUAGCACGUGCUGCAGCGGAUGCGGUUGUGGCACAAGCGAUGCCAAUGUUUGAGGGUUACGCGGUUAAUAUCAAAAGUCACGUGCUGCGAGAAAUAUCGAUGUUUAAGGAAACCAUCGGCGGGGAAAUGAAACUUGUCAACCGUGAGCUAGUUGAAUUUCGUAAGCUUCUGAUUCCACAAUCAGCGGGAGGAACAACAAUGUAUCAGGAAACUCGUAGAGCAUCACCUAGAAGCAGGGACGGCGAUGGUGAAACGAGUAACCCGCCUAAUGUCAGUGACGAUUUGCGAGAGGAUGCGACUGCAGGAUGUGGAAACCAAGGCAUUGUCAACGAUGAUGGAACACCCACAGAAACAGAAGCUGGCCAACAAGGUAACGGUGGCGAUGGCGCGUCGGGUAAGGAGAAGGCAACUGAUGUACUUUCCGAUUGUCUGCAUCCGGAUGAUGCAGUCAACAUGGUUUUGGAUUCCUUAAGAGUUGAAGAGGACGUUGAAGCAGAUGGCAUUUCACGUGAAGAGGUCUCCCCAGUUAGAAGUGCGGAAACGGAAGUUGCCCCCUCCGCAGACAUUUCAACAGAUCCGUUGCCAGAAGAGGUUACCCUUACUAAAGUGGCCCCAUCCCCAGACAUUCCAACAGAAGCGGUGCAGCAAGAUGUUACCCCUAUUGAACCUGUUACGGACGUAUGUGACCAGGAAGCUAAUCCCACGGAGGUCGAUAUUGCUUCUCUUAAUAAACAACAUCGUGAGUCAGCUUGUGUGGAUGCGACAGGAGAAACACAUCAGACGCCAACGGCCGCUUGUUUGGGAUCCUCAUCUUCGCAACUUGAUCAGGGGAACAUUGGUGCAGACGUAGUGGGUGAACAACCUCAGCAACCAGAGGUAACCAACCAUGAGAAGCGUGUUAGUAAACGCCCAAGAAUUGCUACAGUCAGAUAUACUCCGGCAGAGGACGCGGCAAAGAAAGUAAAGGGGAACCAAAAAAAGAAGAAAAAGGCGGCCCCCCGUGGGAAAGGGCGUAAAACGAAGGAGGAAAACGUUGUUGAAACGGGGAAUGUUCCAGUUGCAGAUAACAACCCACCUCCGUUUCUAACUACCGCAGGCCCUAUUGGACCUCUUAUUGGUGGCUUUUCCCCUGUUCCCGGACAAAAUGGAUUCCGACUAGCAGCGUUUACAACCCACAUUCUUUUGCAAAGGGAUUACACAUUGGGGAACGGUCUUGUUGUUCCCAAUACUGUCUUUCGAGAUUUCUUUCAAUCUUCGAGUCCGCAGACAGUUCAGGCAGCUGACAUGGUAGUUAGUUUUAUUCGGAAAAGGGUUCGUGAUGCGGGAGUAACCACCUAUGAUUUUCUGCCUGCCUCUUUCCUGAUUUCGCUUCGUCUUGAGUAUGGUCAGUUCAGUCUUGUGAACGAUAUUGGAAAGUUCAGCUUCUCGAGUUGUUUCGGCAAAGACGGCAUGCCUGCAAUGCGGUGGGAAAGUAGUGUUAACGUUCUAUACUGUCCUUUUCAGUUGGACGGCCGCCAUUGGGUUGGGGUCGUUAUCGAUAUAGAACAGUGGUCGGUCACCAUUUUAGACUGCAAUAGUGUGGUUGUCCCAGUUGAGAGAAUGGAAGAAAAUCUCCAACCCCUUAUCCAGCUCUUCCCCUAUCUGUUACCGCUAUAUGGUUGUGCCCCUAAGAUGGAAGGGGGAAUUGUUGCACCGCUUUCUGUUAUGCGCGUAGAACCCCCGAUGUUGGCAGAACCCACAGGUUUAUCAUGUGUUGCUAGUCUUCUACUUCUCGAACUACAUGCAACAGGUUCCAUGCAUCAGGCUGCCAGUUUGAAUGUUGAUGUACUCUCGGUGGCGGCGAAGUCUUACGCAGUUGCUGCAUUGGAAGCAUUUUACCCCAACGUCAUUCCGUGA
Messenger RNA from Raphanus sativus (radish), 3084 nucleotides. RefSeq lists its product as uncharacterized. The record is from RefSeq and is a predicted model, not a curated record. Gene Ontology annotation, molecular function: cysteine-type peptidase activity. Bases 1 to 3084 code for a protein of 1027 amino acids. Gene Ontology annotation, biological process: proteolysis. Lineage: Eukaryota; Viridiplantae; Streptophyta; Magnoliopsida; Brassicales; Brassicaceae. The transcript has 12 exons.